GCACAGAACGAAUGCGUUUUAUUUUCUUUUAUUCAUUGAUAAUAAUCUCCAUGGUGUUCAAAAGUAAGCACAAUUAUAUGCAAUAGUUAUAGCUGAAUUUGCCUUUUAAGGAAGCCCAUAAAGAAGUCGCAUCGGUAUUAUUUACAGAUUGCAAUAUUAACAAUGCUGUUGAGGAAUUCAUUCAACACUUUUAAGCAAUUCUUCGGAUCUGAACUGCCUUUGUCUAUCAGUUAAAAUGGUCCAAUGGCAUUCCUACCAUUGCUUGAUAUUACUAUAUGUUGCGUUUUUUAAUGUAAUUAUUUGUACAAAGAAAUUGCGUUCCUUAAAUCAGCAAGACUUCAUUAACAUUCUACAGUCAGGAAAAACAUCUUUAAUAUAUUUCAAAAAAACAGCAAAUCCAUCUACAAGACAUUUUCUUCAACAACUCGAAAAAUCAUCAGAAUCACUUGAAGAGUAUGGCAUCGCAGUCGCUCAGGUCGACUGUGCCAGGGAAGCAGUACCAAAAUAUUGUGAAGAUGAAGAUGUCCUGAAGAAAGCAUAUCUUUUCCGAGGUAAUCUAAUGCUCAGGAGUUUUGCAACUGAUACAUUGUUUGAUGUGGAUGCAAUUGUAGCAAAUAUAUUAUUUAUUUUGCUGUUCAAUGAGAUAAAGUAUGUGUACUCAUUGAUGGAUCUUCAUGACAUUGAAAAUGGUAUGAAAGGACGUGGUGAUGUCAUCUUUACAUUUGUACGAGCAAUCGGCGUCCCAGAACACAGAGCCAUUAUGGAAACUGCUUUUGUUUAUGGUUCCAAGUAUCAGUUUGUAUUGACCACAGAGCAAAGUGUUUUGGAAGACAUGGACCCGGAAGAUCCAGAUAAGUAUUCAGCCAAACUUUGGUUCUGCCAUUGCAAGAUGGUCUCAGAUAAGAAUCAGCCAUGCAAGAGGACCUAUUUUAAACAACCACUAACUACUGUGAAUAUACAUUCGUCCCUUAAAAUAUUGGAGGCCCCGCUAGUGGCAGAGUUUAAUCUUCCACCUGAGGAAGUGUCUACAAUUCAUGUACAGUUAAAACUGCCCGUUGUGUUUCUUUUUACACAAAGAGAAACCUAUGAACAUGACAGAUUAACUGCUGAAUCUGUAGCAUGGCAACUACUGGGAAGAGCAGGAGUUGUGAUAGUGUCAAGGACCCAGCUACAUCCCAAGGUACCAGCAGAUGUCACUGUAGGCUACAGACCUGCUGGAGGGGACUUACCCAUCAAUUAUUUGGUUAUAACAUCAGUUGAAGAAAUAGUUGAUCUUGUCAAAGGUGAAGUGACAAAUGUGUCCAGUGGGGUUAAAGAUGAAGAAGAGGAAAAUGAAGAUUUGGAUUUCCUAGAUAUUCAAGAUGAUGAAGUAGCACAAACUAUCAACACAUACAUAGGGAGGGAGCAUGAUGUAGGCUUAAUUCAAGCACUGACAGAUGUCAGCUUUCCUGCAAUCUUAGAAACAAUUCCCCACGUGGUGGUGCUGUUCUACACUGCUUGGGAUGCUGUGUCCAUGGCAUUUAUGCAGUCUUACACAGAAGUAUCAACCAAACUUGCAGAUAUGAAGGACCUUGUACUGACUCGAGUUAACUGUGGAGACUGGCCAGGUGUUUGCUUGAAUGAAGAUGUUGCACGUUUUCCGACUGUCAGGAUGUAUAUUCAAGGAGAUAGACCUUUACACUACACUGGAAUGCUAGGAACGCACAGUCUAUUAAAGUUCAUUAUGCUGAGCAGAAUACCUACUCCUGUCCUAUUGAAAUCAAUAGAAGAUGUUGAAGCCUAUCUAAAAGGAGAGUUACGCAGUGAUCUCAAACCACAUUGGGACAUUCCUGUUGUAGGAUUAUUCAGCUCUGAAAUGAAAGAAGCAAAUGACGCCUUUAUUGAAGCUGCAUAUUCCCUCAGGGGCAUAGUGGUGUUGAGAAUGUACAUCCAGAAAGAUGCUUUCUAUCUCUCGCAGAAGUUUGAUGUGGCUCUACCAGCUCUGAUGUUCGUUAAGGAUGAAAAAUCUCACAUAGAAGCCAUUCAUCUUGAAAAUCCUAGCAGAGAGGGCAUUGUAUCUGCAGUCAAGAGUACCAUGUUGGAAACAUUUCCUGAAAUUACAGUGGAAAAUUUCCCAUCUUAUUUUCAUCCUCUGAAACUGUUACUCAUUCUUUUCAUUGAUAAUGGUGACACCAAGACUAUGAAAGCUAGAGAUGAGCUUGAACAACUUACCAAGUUAAGAGAUGUGCAGACUUACACCACGUGCUGGAUUGAUCUACGAAAGACACAUGUCGGAAAAGAGAUUCUUCAAGUAUAUUUGAACUACCUCCCACAGCUGCCAGCACUGGUCUUAGUGCAACUCAGCUCGAGCGGCAAUGUGUUUGUAUUUCCAGAAGGAGAGCUUAUAUCAGCAGCCAGUGUGCUAUAUUGGUUAGAGAAGAUACAAACAGGACAGGAGGUCCCGAAAAAUAAUCUGCAAAGAAAAGAGUGGACACCCCCACAAGCUACUUAUGAUUUUCUGGCCAUUAUGGAUAUUGUACGUCCUGGAUUUGCAAAGCAGAGGAGACCCGCUUCUGCAAACCAAGAAAAACCCUAUGAGGAGGAGGAAAGUGGUACUGAACGUUUGCAUGACAGUGGCAAGGAAGAAGCUCAAAGUGAGCUAGCUGCAGCAUCUCAAAAAGCGCAAGGGACUUCUACACCACCAGAUAAGCGAAACAAGCUGCAGCAUGACCUACAUAAUGAGCUAUGAUCAGAAACCACAAUUCAGUAAAUGGAUAUCUUUGAGACUGUUGACCAGCUAUACUGAUUUCAGCAGCUAAGGCAUGAUUAUAUUUGCUUCUGGCUGUUGUUAUAGACUUUAUCAGCAGAAGGUGCAAAUUACUCCCAGAAGCUGAUUGUGCAACUGAAACUGAACACUUCAGUUAAUCCUGUGGUACUGCUUAGCAUUUCCUGCAUGAACCGGAUUGAAAAAUGCAGCGGCCAAUUUUCAUAACAAAUAAAUUUCAAAUGAUUCAGUAAUUCUUUUGUAGGUUAUUUUGUUACUCAGUUUAAAAUGAGAAAGAAUUGAGUACAAUACAUCAUGGUAACUCAAACCAGUGAAAAUGCCAGUCUUUUGUAUGUCUUGAAAAUUAUUGUAGAGCUUGAUUUAAUAUAUUUUACAUCAAGUGUCACAGUUGAUUGAUAAUAAAUUUGCAUUUUUACUAUGGCUCCAGAUCAGGUUAAUUCCUGUAUGUACCAUUGUUUGGUGAAGAACUCUUAUUUAACCCCCUCCCAAAUUCUAGUAAUUGUUUCAGAGUCCAAUUGUUGUACGCUAUGCAGGUAAAAAUUGAUUGUUAAUAUUGAGACGAUGUGCGGUAUACUUUGGCAGGAUAGGAUUUCUUCACCCAAGUUAAUUUAUGUCAAUAUAAACCAGUUUUAACUGUUCACAGAACAUUCUGAUUUUUUGAAAUUUUAUUAAACCGUUGA
Molecule: messenger RNA, 3444 nt
Organism: Stegostoma tigrinum
Lineage: Eukaryota; Metazoa; Chordata; Chondrichthyes; Orectolobiformes; Stegostomatidae
Gene: txndc16
Product: thioredoxin domain containing 16
Exons: 20
Coding region: 236-2728 (830 amino acids)
Source: RefSeq, a predicted model, not a curated record